CGCUUGAUUGCAUGUCUACUCAAAGAAGAAGAAGACGAAGACAGGCCGCGAUGUCGACAAUGCCCACAGACGACGCGAGCGAAGGGGCGACGAGCACAUCGUCGUGCACGAACCGCAAGGUAGCCGAGAGCAACGAUGGUGGUGACGUGGACUCGAACUUGCUGGAGAUGCUGGGCUUGAGCAUGAGCGAGCUGCAGCAGCUGUCGGCGCUCAGUGACGAGGGUCCCGGGGCACCCGCCAACAGCUUCGAGAGUACUGACAGUCACGCCGGCUCCAGCGAGGACACUGGUUCACCCGAAACGCGGAGAACCAGUUUCGGUUCUUCCGACAAGGCCGGAGACCAGCCGCAGCCAGCGCUGGUCAGAGGUGAACGCGCCAUCGCCGAGACUACCUCGGAAGGGGCCAAGGCUCGGCGGCCCUCGUUCGGUGCCUCGGUGGCGUCGCUGGCCUGCCCGGUCAUCCUGAUGAUCGCCUUCCUGGCGGCCGUCGCUUACGGGGUCUUCCUCUUCCGCCUGGACCACAUUCCAGCCCCCGAAAAGAAGAUGCGCGCACACCGGUCUUCCAACGGAACAGGCGCUGACCGCGGUUGACCUGCGUGUCACUUGUGCUGCGAGUCAACCGCGGCUGAACUGCGAGUCGACCAAUUAUGCUCGGACCCACGCCUUUAGUACAGCCGAUGAGCUUGGCCGUUGCUGAUCUUUCCUCUUCUAUAAUAUAUUGAUUUAUUCGCUUUUGAGAAGCGUGAUGUACGAUUUCCAAUGUCUCCGCU
Rhipicephalus sanguineus (brown dog tick) is the source of this 769-nucleotide messenger RNA. RefSeq lists its product as uncharacterized. Bases 12 to 590 code for a protein of 192 amino acids. The transcript is spliced from 2 exons. The record is from RefSeq and is a predicted model, not a curated record. Lineage: Eukaryota; Metazoa; Arthropoda; Arachnida; Ixodida; Ixodidae.